AUGCCUGCAGGGGAAGACGACCUUGGAGGGGCGGCUUCCGCCUCUUCAGCAGUCUUUGGCCGAGUAGGAUCGGUGUCACGGGGAGCAGAGCAAAGGCCUCUGUUGCCCGAAGUCGAACGAAGAAAAUCGAAGAUGCUUCUUUCUGUCCAGGCUGACGCUGGCAAGGGUUUCGUCUUCGCUGUCCGCCUUUCAAAAUGGUAUAUCUUCUACUGCGCCUUGAUGGCCUUGGCAACUCUUGGCUUGGUCAUCUACAUGAUCGCCGACGUUCAUGUGAAGGGACAUUCGAUGCCGAUUUGGGCGGUCGCCGUCGAUGGAGUCAUUACGGUGACGCUCUGCGUUGAGACUGCGUUGGACAUUCACUUCAUCGGACACGUUGGAGUGAUUAAGAAUUUCGAUCAGUUCGUCACCAUUCUUUUGCUUACCUGUCGUUACACCGCACAGGCGGUCAGAAUUAUCCGCUUCGUCCGCACCGGUGCCGAGGCGCAAGAUGUGCAGACUGCGGUUGAAGAACAACCCAUUAUUUUCGAUCCUCACGCGGCGAGUGCUGGACGCGUUUUCGGGAACGAAUUCGAAGCAAACGAUCAACACGUCCGCGUCGAUGCCAUGUGA
Molecule: messenger RNA, 609 nt
Organism: Neospora caninum
Lineage: Eukaryota; Apicomplexa; Conoidasida; Eucoccidiorida; Sarcocystidae
Exons: 4
Coding region: 1-609 (202 amino acids)
Source: RefSeq, a predicted model, not a curated record